AUGAGUAAUCGUGAUAAAAAAGCUCGUGAAAAUUUAAAUAAAAAAUAUGUUAAGCAAAAGAUUACUGCAAAUUCUAAUGAUAUGAUUAAUUUAGAAAAUCAAUUGAAGGAAAUACAACCGGAUUUUGAAGCCGAUAUGAUACCCAUAUCAUUUAUCAUUGUGUAUUUGUCCCGACAACGUAUUACUAAAGAAUGUGAAGAAGUUGUUAUUGAUUCAAUAUUACUUGAUGCACCAUCAAUAACACCAAUUAUUAAUUCUUCACGUACUAUCCAACAAUGGAUAGAUGUUAAUACUUCAAAAUCUGCUUAUAUUAUAUACAAAUAUAAAAGUGAUUUAUGUAAAAGUCAGAUUGAACAACAAAAUAAAAAAAAAAAAGAUAUUAGUCAAUCAAAAUCAUCAAUUACUAUUGAACCAAUUGAUUCUAUGUCAAAUUUAAGACAAAUAAAUGAACAACAAAAACUUCAAAUUGAUGAAUUAUUAUUAUCGAUUAAACAGAUUAAUGAGAGAAUUGAAAAACAAGAUGCAAAAAUUGAAAAACGAGAUGUUAAAAUUGCACAACAAGAUUCUCAAAUAAAAGUAUUAAAAUCAAAUAUUCAUUCACUAUUUAUUGCAAUUAAAUCAUUAACUACUUUAAAUAAAAGAAUAUUAAUAGAAAAAUUUCGAUUGUAUUUAGUAAACAAAUAUUCUGAUUUAUUUCAAAAUCAAACUGGUGUUCUAGUUACAAAUGAAACAAAAUACCGUGAUAUUUAUCAAUUCAUGUCCAACUUUUUGAAUGAUUUAUACCAAGGACAAGGUGCAUCAUUAAUUACAAGUGAAGAAGAAAGAGAAUGCAUGCAACAUGUACUUGGUAACAAAGGUUCAUAUUAUCAAAUAAUCAGCGAUACAUUCGUGCAUGAAGCUACUAAAGAAAGUAUCGCUGAAUCUGUUCUAUGUACUGAUACCACCAACAAACACAUAUGGAUAAACAUGUACAAAUUUGUAUUUGGUGAAGAACCUAAUUUAACUGAUAUUUGUACUUGA
Molecule: messenger RNA, 1020 nt
Organism: Rotaria sordida
Lineage: Eukaryota; Metazoa; Rotifera; Eurotatoria; Philodinida; Philodinidae
Source: the annotation of a GenBank genome assembly